Molecule: messenger RNA, 1995 nt
Organism: Melanaphis sacchari
Lineage: Eukaryota; Metazoa; Arthropoda; Insecta; Hemiptera; Aphididae
Gene: NO66
Product: ribosomal oxygenase 1
Exons: 8
Coding region: 318-1910 (530 amino acids)
Cellular component (GO): nucleolus
Molecular function (GO): histone H3K4 demethylase activity; histone H3K36 demethylase activity
Source: RefSeq, a predicted model, not a curated record
AUUUUAAAGUAAUUUUAUUUAUUGAUAUAUUGAUAACAUAAUAAAUGAUGAUAAAACUAUUCUGUUAUUAUAUCAAAGUAAUAUAAAGGAGGGCGCUCACUAUUUAAAAUUACUUUAUGGUUGGUACCUAGGAACCAAACAGUACAAUAUAUUUUUAUUUUUAUUUGUAUAAAAUGGUAUGAAAUGGUAGUUCUGAAAAAGGAAUUCAAGUUCUGGCUUCAAUUUAUGAAAACAACGGCCCCUCUAGUCUCUAUAUUACUCUAUGGAUUAUACCUUGAAAGGCAAAUAACAUAGCCACAUGACCUAAAGUUAGAUUUAUGAAUAAAAAUAAACGUAACAACACUAUGUCUGCAUUUGAGUAUUAUGCUAAGAAGAGAAAUAUUGAGGACAGCGUGAACCGUAAACAUAAAAACAAGAAGAAAUUCAAAAAAAUUUCUGUUAAAAUUACUAAAAAUGAAAAAGAUGUUAAGGAUUUAAAAAAACUCAAAAGUCAUACUUUAAAUAAUAUUUAUAAUCUCAAUUUAAAAGAUUCUUCCAAAACGGGACAAAAAUUGUUUGAAUGGUUAAUACAUCCAAUCAGUAUAGACAAUUUCAUGAAGAAUAAUUGGGAGAAAACUAUCCUGCAUGUGCCAAGAAAUAGUUCUAAUUACUUUUCACAGUUGUUUUCUCUUACUGAGUUUGAUACCAUUCUUCGUGAAAAUAACCUUCAAUAUGGGACAAAUGUAGAUAUUACAUCUUAUACAGACAAUGUACGUGAAACACAUAAUCCAGUUGGCCGAGCUUUUCCUCAUGUUGUUUGGGAUUAUUUCAACAAUGGGUGUAGUGUCCGGUUACUGAACCCUCAGCUAUUCGCUUCAGAAAUUUAUAAGUUCAUGGCUAAUCUACAAGAAUAUUUUGGCUCAUUAGUUGGUUGUAAUGUUUACCUUACACCAUCAUUUUCUCAAGGGUUUGCUCCUCACUACGAUGAUAUUGAAGCAUUUGUUGUGCAAGUAGAUGGUGAAAAACAUUGGAGGGUUUAUAAACCAAGAAGUGAGUUUGAAACUCUGCCAAGGACUUCAAGCAAAAAUUUUGAUCAAAAUGAAGUAGGUGAACCAAUUCUUGAUGUAAUAUUGAGACCUGGAGAUUUUUUGUAUAUGCCUAGAGGAUAUAUACAUCAAGCUGAUACUUUAUUUACAGAAACACAUUCUUUACAUUUGACAUUUUCAUCAUAUCAACAGAAUUCUAUGUAUGAUUUUCUUCAAGUGGUGGUUAAUAAUUCUUUAAAUAAUGCUUUGAAGAAUGAUAUAUCCUAUAGAUCUGGAUUACCUAUUGGAUACCAACAUUUUGGAGGCUUAUGCGAAUCAGAAAAGCCACUUCCUCGUACUGUUCAAAGACAACAAUUUGAAAAUCAAAUCAAUCAACUUGUAGGAAAUUUAAAAAAUCACAUCGAUCUUGAUCAUGAUAUUGACAUGUUUUCAUUAAAAAAUUAUUACACAAACUCAUUACCUCCAUCAAUGUCUAAUGAUGAACUGCUACGAACAGUUACUAAUGGUACAAAAAUGUUACCUAAUGGAACAACCACUAAACCAAUGAUAGAUCUUGAAAUUGCUGAAGUUAAACUUAUUCGUAAAAAUUGUUUUAGGCUGGUUGAAGAAAGUAUGUUGGAUGAAGAUACUGAUCAAAUGAUAAAUGAAUUAAGAUUUUAUUAUAAUCUAGAUAACUCAAAACAGCUGCAUAGUAAUGAGUGUCAAUUUAUUGUCAUACCAGAUGAAAUGGGAUUAUUUGUAAAGAAAUUGUUUAAUAUUUAUCCAUCAUUUAUUAAAGUAUCUGACUUAUGUGAUGACAAUGAACAGGUUUUGCAGCUUGUGAAUGAUUUAUGGGAACGAGGAUUGUUAAUUACUUCAAAAAAUAUUACUGCUAUGUCUAAUUAGUUAUUGAAAGAAAUAACUAAAAUAUACAUAUUAAAAUUUAUGUUUGAAAUAAUACUUAAUUUAUAAUAAACAAUGCAUUUUGAAA